Messenger RNA from Linum trigynum, 1362 nucleotides. Lineage: Eukaryota; Viridiplantae; Streptophyta; Magnoliopsida; Malpighiales; Linaceae. The record is from the annotation of a GenBank genome assembly.
GUAACAGCAUCUCCUACAGUGGAUAGUAGUACCAAAUACCCUACUGAGGCCCAAUUUUGAACCUAGAAGCCACUUCAGUUCAAAGAAGAAAAUGUUAGAAGUUAGAACACUUCAAAAGAGAAAGGAGAGAGAGAGGCAGAGGGCAGAACAUGAGACACCAACCCUUUCCUUUCCUCCCACUUUCUUUCUCCUCUUGAACCCAAAGAACAAAACACAAAAGUUGUUUCCUUCUUUUUCUUUUUCAUUGGGUGGGUCUAUAAAAAUUCCUCCAUUACUAGCUUUCAUUGAUUCUUUCCUUCUUUCCAUCCCAUUCCAUUCCAUAACACCAUACUCAUACUCCUCCCAUCACAACCCACAACUCCCUUUUCCACUAGUCUCUCUUUCAUUGGAGAAGUUCAUCCAUGGCGAUCUACACCUUCAGCUUCUUCCAUCUCCUCCUUGCAAUCCUACCACUCAUGGUUCCACAUGCAACAGCAAACCUGGAAGGGGAUGCUCUGUUCGCACUGAGAAGAGCAGUGAAGGACCCAGGCCUCAAACUCCAGAGCUGGGAUCCAACCCUGGUCGAUCCUUGUACUUGGUUCCACGUCACCUGCGACUCCGACAACCGAAUCACCCGCCUGGACCUUGGGAAUGCGAAGCUGUCAGGAAGGCUAGUUCCAGAACUGGGGAAGUUGGAGCGACUUCAGUACUUGGAGCUCUACAUGAAUGAGCUGGUGGGACCCAUACCAAAGGAGCUGGGCAACCUGAAGAGCUUACUGAGCUUGGAUCUCUACCACAAUAACUUGACUGGAUCCAUCCCUUCUUCCCUCUCUAAGCUCUCCAAUCUCAAGUUCCUAAGGCUGAAUGGGAACAGAUUGAGUGGAAGGAUUCCCAGGGAACUUACAAAGCUUGGAAGCCUGAAGAUACUUGAUGUGUCCAACAAUGACUUGUGUGGGACAAUCCCAACUGCAGGAUCCUUCUCCAAAUUCACUGAGGAAAGUUACAUGAACAACUCGAGGCUGGAAGGACCCGAGCUGAUGGGGUUUGUGAGAUAUGAUGCUGGAGGGAGCUGCUGAUACGAAGCGACUCGACCGACCAUGAAAGGGACUGCAAAGUUUCUUGCUUUGAUAGUUCUUGGAGUUAUACCUUAUAAGAUUGAUGUGUCAUUUAUAGAAGGUUAUGAUGGUGAAAAGGUUAGAAUUUAGAGUGUGGUUUAGCUAGUACUAUGGUGUUGGUGUUCAUUGUUCUGAUGUAUUGUAGUAUGAAGAUAAAGAGAGCCAUUUUUGCUUAAGGAAUUGCUUCUUCAUUCACAACAAGCCGAGUUCAGGUUCAAACAAACAAGCAAGGCCAGAAGGUAUCAAACAGUAAACGAUGAGACGUUUA